AUGAAACUCCUCUUGGUCAUUGCCUUCGUGGGAGCAGCAGGUGAGUCUUUCAAAAUGCCAGGUUUUAAAAGAAUACAAAAUGAGCCCCUGUUUCCAGUGGGUUUUGGGGUACUGUUUUGAAAAGAAUUUGUUAGCUCUUUUUUAUGGUAUGUCUGCAUAUCACCUUGAGACAGAUGUAAAAGGUGAUUCAUAAAUUAAUUUAUUACAGAGUAAUGAGGAGGUUAUAAAAUAAUGGAGUUCUGAAGUCGUGGGUCUAUACUAGGUAAGACCGUUGCUGUAGAUCAGCCAUAGGCAACGUCGGCCCUCCAGAUAUUUUGAGACUACAACUCCCAUGAUCCUUAGCUAGCAGGACCACUGGUCAGGGAUGAUGGGAAUUGUAGUCCCAAAACAUCUGGAGGGCCGAGGUUGCCUAUGCCUGCUGUAGAUGCUUGAGGAAUUCAUUCUUUAAGAAUUCUAAUGUAAAAUUAUCUGAUCUAAAAUGUGGAUUGCAACACAGUGAUUCAUUAGUUUCUGCACUUUCCAGUUCUCAAUUCAAAAAUCAUAUAGAAACAUAUGACAUCUCUUUUGAGAGAAAAUACUACUAAUUUAUUAUUUCUACCCCCACCCAUCUGGCUGGGUUUCCCCAGCCACUCUGGGCGGCUUUCAACAGAACAUUAAAAACUGAGUAAAACUUCAAACAUUAAAAACUUCCCUAGACAGGGCUGACUUCAGACAUCUUCUAAAAGUCAGAUAGUUGUUUAUUUCCUUGACAUCUGAUGGGAGGGCGUUCCACAGGGUGGGUGCCACUACCGAGAAGGCCCCCUGUCUGGUUCCCUGUAACCUCCCUUCUCACAGUGAGGGAACCACCAGAAGGCCCUUGGAGCUGGACCUCAGUGUCCAUGCAGAAUGUCAGUGUCUGAGCUGAAUGAUGGGGAUAGAGAUGCUCCUUCAGGUAUACUGGGCCGAGGUACAGUAUACAGAAAAUACAGAAACUGAGAAGAGAUUUAAAAAUAUUCAUUUAAAAAGACAUAUGUUUAUAUGUGCAUCUUCAUGCAGUGUCUUUUAAAUACAGAUUUGUAUGGGAACUGGACAGAGCAGUCCUAUGGGUGAACAUAUGUAAAACUGAUUUGCACAUCCCUAAGAACCAGAAAUAGAAAUAUUCCUGAGAUGUGACCACAUGAAACUCAAGGGAUCGAGCAACUGCCUCUCCCUUCUUAACCUUAACUUCAAGGCCAGGUCAUGUUAUCAAGAAGAAACUGUGCCUAAUUUGGGGUUUUGUUUUGCUUUCUGAAGAAUCCAAGUUACUUUGCAGUCCGUGCUCAUUCUGAUUUUCCCUGUUUUUGUCAGUUGCUCGCCCCUUUGAUGAUGACGACAAGAUUGUGGGAGGAUACACUUGCGAGAAGAACUCCGUCCCCUACCAAGUAUCACUGAAUUCUGGGUACCACUUCUGCGGGGGUUCCCUCAUCAAUGAACAAUGGGUUGUCUCAGCUGCUCAUUGCUACAAAUCGUGAGUGACUGACACUUCCUUUCUCCAUUGCCGUGUUUGUACUGCAAACCCACAAGAUCUCAACAUUUCAGCAGAGCUGGAGUUUAGGAAUAGUAAGAACCAGUGUGGGUUUCGAGGGCUCCAGAUUGUUCAGAGUAGACCCCUCUCGUUUUUAUGUAACUAAGCAACACUACAGCCCAUUGCCAUGAUGGAGCCAUUGGUAGCUGCAUCUGAAUAUAGAUUUUGAAAGCAUAUUCUGGGUGGGUCUUCCAGGACAAUGCGCUGAACUAGAUCCUGAAGUGUAAAAUGAAGAAAGCCCUCUAUUGAUCCAGGAAAGGCAAAAGGCAGGAUUUCUAAUAUUUAUACUAGACCCAUCCAAUCCAGAGACUUCUUGCCAUCUGUCAAAUGCUGUCUCACAAUACCCGAAGCCUCCCUGAGUCCCUUUGGGGAAGGGGCAGGAUAUAAAUUUAACGAACAAACAAACAAACAAGCAUUUCCCUCUGAACGUAAAGAGGACUCUGAGAUCUGAGCAUGAGGAUUGAGCCACAAAGAGAAGUUUCUCUGUCUUGAGUCUCACACCUUUCGCUAAAUUGUGUUGUGUACUUAGAGCUUCGCUGGGAUUAUUUCCAGUUUUUAUUGAACAUAGUUUAUUUACCAUUUCAGUGCUUUUUUUCUAGAAGAAGAAGUGCCAGAGCUCAGCCAUUUUAUUGUAGUAACUCUUCUAACUGGUUUACAUGAAAUCUGGAAUCUAAUGUGCAAUUUAAAAAAACAAACAAAAAACCCACAAAAUUUCCAGGGACAGCAGAAAGGCACCACUUAUAGUCAUUUUAAUGAACGGGCUGGUACCAUGCUGUUUCUUAUUGUAACAAUUUGUAUGGCUUUAAUAGAUACAUAUCUCUAUCAAUGUAUGUUUAAUUGUUUUUUUAUGAUAUGUUUUUCUGUGUUUUUAGCAAUUCAUAUUUUUAUGUCAGGUAAAAAGGUGUGGGGUAUAAAUAAAUAUAAAGCAACAACAACAACAAUUAAUGGAACAAUAUAAAUAUAUAUCUAUUAUUAUUGUUGUUGUUUAGUCGUUUAGUCGUGACCGACUCUUCGUGACCCCAUGGACCAGAGCACGCCAGGCACUCCUGCUAUUAUUAUUAUUAGAAUUUAUUUAUUCAGUAUUCACAGAGAGAGACAAAGGAAUGCAGUUUCUAUUAAAUAAUGGCGUUGCUCCUAGUGAAGUCCAAACCCCUCUGUCUCUCCUAUUCUACGUCAUCCCUACAGUGGUUGAUCUGAGCUUUCUGCCUCUGAGCUUUCUGUUCUACUACUCGCAAUGCCCGCCUAGUCCUGGGAUGGGGGGUCAGGAAUGCUUUCCAUAGACACUGAAUCUAUCAGCUGUCUCUCCCCCGAUCCUUCUUCUUCCUGCUAUUCUUCUCCCAAUAUUUCCCAGCUUUCCCCCUCUGCAGCCUCUGAACUGUGGCCUUCUGCAAACCACUGUUCUAAAUCUAUACAGUGGUACCUCUGGUUACGUACUUAAUUCGUUCCCGAGGUCCGUUCUUAACCUGAAACUGUUCUUAACCUGAAGCACCACUUUAGCUAAUGGGGCCUCCCGCUGCUGCCGUGCCACCGCUGCACAAUUUCUGUUCUCAUCCUGAAGCAAAGUUCUUAACCUGAAGCACUAUUUCUGGGUUAGCGGAGUCUGCAACCUGAAGCGUAUGUAACCCGAGGUACCACUGUAUUGUCCUCCUGUUCUUGGGAAGGUUCAGGAGAAGGGGGGGCGGCCCCCCACCAUUCCUCCUCAGUCUAACCCCUGACAGGCCAGACACCGCGCAGUGCGCUCAAGCACCCUGUCAACACUUGAUUUUGCAGCCGCAUCGAAGUGAGGCUUGGAGAGCACGACAUUAUGCAGGUGGAAGGAGGCGAGCAGUUCAUCAAUUCCGAAAAGGUCAUUCGCCAUCCGAAGUACAACUCUUGGCUCCUGGAUAACGACAUCAUGCUCAUCAAGCUGAGCUCCAAUGCCGAGAUUUCCUCACGCAUCACCCCCAUCACCCUGCCUAGCGGAUGCGCAGCUGCCGGAACUGAAUGCUUGAUUUCAGGGUGGGGCAACACUCUUAGCAGUGGAGGUGAGCAUGAACAUGGUUUAGUCAACCCAUCGGCAUUUAUUUAUUUACUUAUUAUUUAAACUACCUUUCAACCAAGGUUCCCAUCUCAGCAGUACCUAAUUCCACAGCUAACAAAACAGCCCACUUUCUCAUCGAUCCCCAAAGGUCCGAUGGGGCAGAUAGAAAAGGUGUCAGAGAUAGAGGGGCAAUUGCAACUCCGACGGAAGAGUUUCGCAAUCGAGGUGCCAUCACAGAAAAGACCCUGCAGCAUGUCACCGCAAAGGGGGGCCACACCCAUAGAUGGAACCCCUAGAAGGGUACCCCCAGUCUCAACACAUGGGCCAGUUUAUAAUGUACUUUGACUCCAACCCAAGUCCUGCAGGCAUAUGAAAGGAGAACAUCCAUUUGCUGGCACUCUGGUGGGCUUGGGAGCACUAGGCGGUACUGUCACCUCAGACAUAGCAGAUGUGCGCACACCAGGUCUACGUCCGCCCCUGCAUCCCCCCGCCAUGUGCUGACCCCUGGGCACUCCACCUUCAACCUUCCCAUAUGUAAUGGGAAUGUCUGAAGGGGGUUUCUAAGCAUAUUUGACUUUGUAAGCCCAGAAGCAAUGAAAUCAGGAACCCUGGUCAAGCAAGGCACCUGAUCAUUCAGCUACUUCUAAGUGUGUUCAUUCAAGUACACUUAGAAGGCCUUUAGCUGUGAUUAGUAGCUCGAUUCAGAAAUAACACCUGAAUGGGCCUUAUAUUUGUCACGUUUUAACUGUAAGAAAAGGUUUCGUUUCUAGAAAAAGAGAUGGGGCUCAAGUCAGCGUACUAAUCUAGAGCAGGGGUCGGCAAGGCUUACUGGGCAUGGGCCGGAUCACUCCUGCGGAGAUCCGGGUUGGCGCAGCACGAUGCCGGAAAUCAUGACUGCGCAUGCCUGUGGCGCCAGAAAUCACUUCUGUGCAUGCCCAGACGCCGGAAAGCACACCUGCGCAGGUAUAGGUAUAGGGCAGUAUAUAAAUUCAAUAAUGAAAUGAAAUGAAAUGGAAGCACCCCGGCAAGUUUGAUAUCUUGUGAGUUGAUCAGCCUUUUUACAUAAGGCUAGAGGCCCACAAAGAUAGACAACAUCUCUCUUCCCAACAUUCCUGGCUUGUUGUCUUAGUUGCACCCCUUUGCCUUUUCCUUCCAGUCAACUACCCUGACCUUCUCCAGUGCCUCAAUGCUCCCAUCCUCAGUGACGCCGAAUGCCGAGAUGCUUAUCCAGGGCAAAUCACUGACAACAUGAUCUGUGUCGGGUACUUGGAGGGCGGCAAAGACUCUUGCCAGGUGAGAGGAUUCACCUUCAGUUCCAUUAUUAAAUGAGGAGCUCUGAGCCCUUGAAAAUACAGUGGUACCUCUGGUUAAGAACUUAAUUCGUUCUGGAGGUCCGUUCUUAACCUGAAACUAUUCUUAACCUGAGGUACCACUUUAGCUAAUGGGGCCUCCUGUUGCCGCUGCGCAAUUUCUGUUCUCAUUCUGAAGCAAAGUUCUUAACCCGAGGUACUAUUUUUGGGUUAGCGGAGUCUUUAACCUGAAGUGUCUGUAACCUGAAGCGUCUGUAACCUGAGAUACCACUGUAAUUAGCCACAUUUUUUUUUGCCACUCAGCUUUCUUUGGCAGUAGCCACAAAUAGUUACAGGUAUCCUGUAAGAUGUCAGUCCUGAGUGGGAGCAAAGCUUGAACUUUGCAUGCAUGGGUAUAGCCAGGAUUUUUGUGGGGGGGCAGGCCUUUUGUUAGAGGGGGCAGAACCGACGUGAUUGGUCAGUUAGUUAAGUAUUUCUAUUGUUUUACCUGAUGAGGGGGGCAGCUGCCCCCCGCCCCCUCCCCUUGGCUAUACCGUUUGCAUAAUACACUUUGUGUUUAUGCUGCUUCCACCAUUUUCUGUGGUGGAGGUGGGGAUAUUUGCUAAGGAUCAGGUUGCACACUUUGUCUGAGGGCGAAAUCAGCAUCUUAAGCAAGAAUCACUGCUUGCUUCCUCAGAGGCUGAAUUCACACUGCAAAGCAACUAUGCUACAGCACAAGGUGGGGUAGACAUUCAGUUCAGUUCCCAUGUGAAGGCAAACCUACAUAAUUCACGCUUUCUAAAACAAUACACAAAGCAAAGCACAGCUCUCCCCUAAAUUCACACAUCUCCGAAUAUUGCAAUGCAGUUCUUUAAGCAAGUCACAUAAACAAAAAACACAUACGUGCUAGAGUAAAGUGUGUCUAAAAAUGAAUUAUUGGCGAAAUGCAGUAUAUUGCGGGAAAUUGCUUUGCAAAAAUCUGCAUAUUAGCCAUAUAAAAAUGUGCAUAUUUAGCAUAUAAAAAUGUGUAUAUUCAGAGAAAUUCACGCAAAAAUGCUGAUAAAUUAUCCCGAGGACUUAAAGAAGCACAAAACCUUAGGUGGAAAUGUGGAGAACUAAACUUAAGUCUGGAAAAAUCAGAAACCAAAACUAUUUGGCUCAUCGCUUGCUGUAGAGCACCUAUUUAAACACUGCCAUGUUAUCUGGGCACUUGCUUGGUGUGACCAUUUUACUGUGAGAAUGGGAGAACUCUGGUUGCUGCUGCUCUUCUGUUCUUGUGGGCUGGCAGGAGAAGCCCCCAAACUGGGGUAAAGACAUGGAGAAGAGAAAUUCCCAGAAUUCAAGGGAAAACAAGACUUUAAUUGAUUUCCCCCCCAAUUUUUUUAUUGAUUUUCCAAAUUUAUAACAAACAUAGACAGACAAACAAACAUAAAUCCCAACUGUAAUAGUUCCACUUUUGUUAACAUUGUUAGAUGACUUCUUCGAAUCCCCCUGGCUGAGUUUCAAUGUAAAUCAUUGUAACAGUUUUCCAAAACUAAUUUCUCAUAAAAUUUACUUAGUCAGUUAACAUCUUUCUUUCUUUUCAUAUUAACUUUAGACAUAUUAUUCUAUAAUAUCACAUAUUUAAAUCCUAAGCCUAUCUGGUAUUUGCAAGUUUUUCUAUUUAAAUGAUCUUACCAUAUUUAACUAAAUAGUCUUUGAAUUUCACCCAUUCCUCCUCCUUCUGGUCGCGGACUCUUCCGGUCAGGUCGGCUAGCUCCCAAACGUCCAUCAUCUUCACCUGCCAUUCCUCCACUGUUGGCAUUUCUUGUGUUUUUAAUUGAUAUUUUUGCUGUCGUACAAGGAAAAGCAACAUGACCUGGGCUGCAUGCAUGCCAUAUUUCACUUGCAACCUCUUUUGUCUCGCAGGGAGAUUCCGGUGGCCCCGUGGUCUGCAAUGGCGAGCUCCAGGGCAUCGUUUCAUGGGGAAUAGGCUGCGCUCUCACUGGCUACCCCGGAGUCUACACCAAGGUCUGCAACUAUAUUGACUGGAUCCAGGAAACCAUUGCUGCUAACUAA
Messenger RNA from Podarcis lilfordi (Lilford's wall lizard), 6910 nucleotides. The record is from the annotation of a GenBank genome assembly. NCBI's taxonomy places the organism in Eukaryota, Metazoa, Chordata, Lepidosauria, Squamata, Lacertidae.